GAGUUCAGUGUCCUCAUGCUACCCACUGAUCAUUCAGAGACGAACCUGGACUGCUGACUCUCAAGAUUCUGGGAGCGACACCAUGGACAACCCAGGCUUUCGGAGAGGGAGCUUCCACAGCAGCACCAGUGACGAAGAUCUGGUGGAGAUCUCGGGGGCCACCUUGGACUUCUCCAUGACAGAUGAUGUCCCUCCACUUGACAGAGACCUGGGAGAAUUCAUGUCAUACAAUGGAGGAGGGCUGAAUGUUCCAAAUAAGAUGAUGGACUUCUUAGAGGAGCCUAUCCCUGGAGUGGGAACUUAUGAAGAUUUCAAUACCAUUGACUGGGUGAGGGAGAAAUCCAGAGACCGAGACAGGCACCGAGAGAUCACCAAUAAAAGCAAAGAGUCCACCUGGGCCCUCAUUCACCGUGUGAGCGACGCUUUCUCGGGCUGGUUGCUGAUGCUGCUCAUUGGGCUCUUAGCAGGCUCCCUAGCAGGCUUGAUAGACAUCUCUGCUCACUGGAUGACUGACUUGAAGGAAGGAGUCUGCCUGAGGGGCUUCUGGUUUAACCACGAACAUUGCUGUUGGAACUCAGAACAAGUCACCUUUGAAGACAGAGACAAAUGCCUCGAGUGGAAUACCUGGUCUCAGCUGCUCAUCAGCAAGUCUGAGGGAGCCUUUGCCUACAUCCUCAAUUAUUUCAUGUAUGUCCUCUGGGCCCUCCUGUUCGCCCUUCUGGCUGUCUCCCUUGUCAGGGUCUUUGCACCCUAUGCCUGCGGCUCUGGAAUCCCUGAGAUCAAGACGAUUCUGAGUGGUUUCAUUAUUCGAGGCUAUUUGGGAAAGUGGACGCUGAUCAUUAAAACCAUCACUCUGGUGCUGGCAGUAUCAUCCGGCCUGAGCCUGGGCAAAGAAGGCCCCCUUGUACAUGUUGCAUGCUGCUGUGGAAACAUCCUGUGCCACUGUUUCACCAAGUACAGGAAAAAUGAGGCCAAGCGACGAGAGGUUUUGUCGGCGGCGGCGGCAGCAGGUGUCUCUGUGGCCUUUGGAGCUCCCAUUGGCGGGGUGCUAUUCAGCCUGGAAGAGGUCAGUUAUUAUUUCCCCCUCAAAACACUGUGGCGAUCUUUCUUCGCUGCUCUGGUGGCAGCAUUUACUCUGCGUUCCAUCAACCCUUUUGGGAACAGCCGGCUGGUUCUGUUUUAUGUGGAGUUUCACACUCCAUGGCAUCUCCUGGAGCUUGUGCCAUUUGUGUUCUUGGGGAUCUUUGGGGGCCUCUGGGGAGCCUUCUUUAUCCGAGGCAACAUCGCCUGGUGCCGUAAGCGCAAGAACACCCAGCUGGGCAAAUACCCGGUGCUGGAGGUCCUUGUCGUGACAGCCAUCACAGGCAUCCUGGCCUUCCCCAAUGAGUAUACGCGCAUGAGUACCAGCGAGCUGAUUUCCGAGCUCUUCAAUGACUGUGGCCUCCUGGACUCCUCCCAGCUCUGUGACUAUGUGAACAACUUCAAUACCACCAAAGGGGCCAAGCUGCCAGACAGGCCUGCCGGGGUGGGAGUCUACACAGCCAUGUGGCAGCUCUCUCUGGCCCUUGUCAUGAAGAUUCUCAUCACCAUCUUCACCUUUGGGAUGAAGGUCCCCUCUGGUCUCUUCAUUCCAAGCAUGGCUGUUGGCGCCAUAGCAGGAAGACUCCUAGGUGUGGGAGUGGAACAGCUAGCUUACUAUCACCAUGACUGGCCCAUCUUCAGUGGUUGGUGCAGCCAAGGAGCUGAUUGUAUCACACCUGGCCUUUACGCAAUGGUUGGCGCGGCAGCCUGCUUAGGUGGAGUGACUCGUAUGACUGUGUCCUUAGUUGUCAUCAUGUUUGAACUCACGGGUGGCCUGGAGUACAUCGUGCCCCUAAUGGCUGCAGCCAUGACCAGCAAGUGGGUGGCAGAUGCCAUUGGGCGGGAGGGCAUUUAUGAUGCCCACAUUCGCCUCAAUGGAUACCCAUUCUUAGAAGCGAAGGAAGAGUUCACCCAUAAGACUCUGGCGAUGGACGUGAUGAGACCCCGUCGCAGUGACCCAACGCUCAUGGUCCUCACACAGGACAGCAUGACCGUGGAGGAUGUGGAGACACUAAUCAGCGAGACCACCUACAGCGGCUACCCAGUGGUUGUCUCGCGAGAAUCUCAGAGGCUGGUGGGGUUUGUCCUCAGGAGAGACCUCAUCAUCUCAAUCGAAAAUGCUCGGAAGAAGCAGGAUGGCAUUGUGAGCACAUCCAUCAUUCAUUUCACGGAUCAUUCACCUCCACUGCCCCCACAUGCUCCCCCGUCACUCAAACUUCGCAACAUCCUGGACCUCAGCCCUUUCACAGUGACAGACCAAACACCCAUGGAGAUUGUGGUGGACAUAUUCCGAAAACUGGGACUUCGCCAGUGUCUGGUCACACACAAUGGGAGGCUCCUGGGAAUCAUUACCAAAAAGGACGUAUUGAAGCACAUAGCCCAGAUGGCGAACCAAGAUCCAGAUUCCAUACUUUUCAACUGAAGUCCCGAGCCUCACUGGGAACGCGACACCCAGAAGAUGUGACGCCGGCACUGUUGUUUAGAAAACCUGUGUACCCGCUGCAGUGACUGGAGCAUUUCCCAUUUGGGAAGGAGGCUGAUAAUCAUGUGUUGUUUGGGACUGCCCUCUCAGCUCACCCGUUGCACUACAGAAUCUUCUCUUUUAGGAGAGCAUGCUCCUACAACGCAAAGAUUUCAUGAAGGAGUAAAAGAAAAUUGCCAUAGGAGAAUGCUCUUCCUUUCCCUUGUGCUCCCAUCCCGCUCUUUUCCCUCCCCCCUCUCCUCCCCUCUCCCCCCCCCCUUUCUU
Messenger RNA from Vombatus ursinus (common wombat), 2827 nucleotides. RefSeq names its product chloride voltage-gated channel 5 (gene CLCN5). The record is from RefSeq and is a predicted model, not a curated record. Lineage: Eukaryota; Metazoa; Chordata; Mammalia; Diprotodontia; Vombatidae. The coding region runs from base 83 to 2503 and encodes 806 amino acids. Gene Ontology annotation, cellular component: synaptic vesicle; early endosome; membrane. Gene Ontology annotation, biological process: chloride transport; transmembrane transport. The transcript has 13 exons. Gene Ontology annotation, molecular function: voltage-gated chloride channel activity.